Dipodomys spectabilis (banner-tailed kangaroo rat) is the source of this 7655-nucleotide messenger RNA. It is a transcript of the gene Aff3, whose product is annotated as AF4/FMR2 family member 3. The record is from RefSeq and is a predicted model, not a curated record. Gene Ontology annotation, biological process: regulation of gene expression. NCBI's taxonomy places the organism in Eukaryota, Metazoa, Chordata, Mammalia, Rodentia, Heteromyidae. Bases 57 to 3734 code for a protein of 1225 amino acids. Gene Ontology annotation, cellular component: nucleus; super elongation complex. The transcript is spliced from 22 exons.
CGGCGGCGGCGGCAGCAGCGGCGGCGGCGGCGGCGCUGACACCGACACCUCCCACCAUGGACAGCUUCGACUUAGCCCUGCUCCAGGAAUGGGACCUCGAGUCGCUGUGUGUCUAUGAACCAGAUAGGAAUGCAUUACGGAGGAAAGAACGAGAGAGAAGAAACCAAGAAACGCAACAGGAUGGUGGCACGUUUAAUUCCAGUUACUCUCUCUUCAGUGAGCCCUACAAGACUAACAAGGGGGAUGAGCUCUCGAACCGGAUUCAGAAUACUUUAGGCAAUUAUGAUGAAAUGAAAGACUUUUUAACGGAUAGAUCCAAUCAGAGUCAUCUUGUUGGUGUCCCCAAACCUGGGGUGACUCAGACUCCUGCGAACAAGAUUGAUGAACAUUUUGUGGCAGACUCAAGAGCCCAAAGCCAGCCCUCAUCUGUGUGUAGUACCACAUCUUCCACACCAGCAGCUGUCCCUGUGCAGCAAAGUAAGAGAGGAACCAUGAGCUGGCAAAAGGCUGGGCACCCAUCCUCUGAUGGCCAACAGAGAGCAGCACCACAAGGCUCUCUUAGAACCUUGCUUGGAGAUGGUGUUGGCAGACAGCAAUCACGGGCCAAACAAGUGUGUAAUGUGGAGAUGGGGCUUCAGACCCAGGAAAGGCCACCUGCGAUGGCAGCUAAGCACAACAGCAGUGGACAUUGUGUUCAGAACUUUCCUCCGUCAUUGGCUUCAAAACCUAGUCUGGUCCAGCAAAAACCAACUGCAUAUGUACGACCAAUGGAUGGUCAAGACCAGGCUCCUGAUGAGUCUCCUAAGCUGAAGUCCUCUACAGAAUCUGGUGUGCACUGUACAUCCUACAGGGGGGGCCCAGUCACUAAGUCAGAGUCAGCUAGAGCUAAGACCAAGCUUUCCAAAUUCAACAUCCCCAAACAAGGAGAGGAGACUAGAUCUGGAGAAAGCAACAGCUGUGUUGAAGAAAUAAUUCGGGAGAUGACCUGGCUUCCACCGCUUUCUGCUAUUCAAGCACCUGGCAAAGUGGAACCAAGCAAAUUUCCAUUUCCAAAUAAGGACUCUCAGCUUGUAUCUUCUGGACACAAUAAUCCAAAAAAAGGUGAAGCUGAGCCAGAGAGUCCAGACAAUGGCACAUCAAAUACAUCUAUGCUAGAAGAUGAUCUUAAGCUAAGUAGUGAUGAAGAAGAGAGUGAACAGCAGGCAGCCCAGAGAACAGCUCUCCACGCUCUAUCUGACAGCACCGUGGUCCAGCAGACCAACUGCAGAGGCUCCGUGCUGUCCAGCAAGGGCAGCAGCAGCGGCAGCAGCAGCAGCAGCAGCAGCUCCUCCAGCGACUCAGAAAGCAGCUCUGGAUCCGACUCUGAGACAGAGAGCAGCUCCAGCGAGAGUGAGGGCAGCAAGGCCCCCCACUUCUCCAGCCCUGAGGCUGAACCAGCAUCCUCUAACAAGUGGCAGCUGGAUAAAUGGCUAAACAAAGUUAAUCCCCACAAGCCUCCCAUUCUGAUCCAAAAUGAAAGCCACGGGCCAGAGAGCAAUCAAUACUACACCCCGGUAAAAGAUGAUGUGCAGGACUGUGGGAAACUAACUGACAUUUGCCAAACCAGCCUGAGAGAAAAGGAAGUCAAGACUGCCUGCAAGGAGGAGCAGAGGCCAAGGACAGCCAACAAGGGCCCAGGGAGCAAAGGGGUGAAACAGAAAUCCCCACCCGCAGCUGUGGCUGUGGCUGUGGCAGUGACCACUGCUGCCCCGCCAUCCACGGUGCCCAGCGCACCCGUGGAGAACGCACCCGCGCCCACCCGGAGAUCUGCGGGCAAGAAGCCCACCAGGCGCACAGAACGGACUUCUGCAGGGGACAGUGCCAACUGCCAUCGGUCAGAGGAGCCUACGGGCACAGACACCCUGGGGGCCAGUGUGGUGGCUCCCCCAGAACCUGCCAAAACCAAGCCCUGUGGCAACACCAGAACGAGCCACCGCAAGGAGCUACGCUCCUCCGUGGCCUGUGAGAAGCGGCGCACCCGGGGACUGAGCAGGAUUGUCCCCAAAUCCAAGGAGUUUAUUGAGACCGAGUCUUCUUCCUCAUCUUCCUCCUCUGACUCGGACCUGGAGUCCGAGCAGGAGGAGUACCCUCUAGCCAAAGCGCAGACGGUGGCCCCUGCUGCCACCUCGGGGAGUGACCAGAGACUGAAGGAGACUGCCAGCAGCAUCAGCACUGGCAGUGGCCCCCGGGCUCCCGUAGGCUCCAUCAACGCCAGGACUACCAGUGACAUCGCCAAGGAGCUGGAGGAGCAGUUCUACACUCUGGUCCCCUUCGGCCGCAACGAACUUCUCUCACCACUGAAGGACAGUGAUGAGGUCAGGUCUCUUUGGGUCAAAAUUGAUUUGACUCUCCUGUCCAGAAUACCAGAACACCUUCCCCAGGAACCGGGGAUCUUGAGUGCUCCAGCGGCCAAAGACACUGAGAGUGCACCGCCCAGCCACACACUAGACACUCAGGCAGAAAAGGCUUUGCCAAAAUCCAAGAGGAAACGCAAGUGUGACAACGAAGAUGACUACAGGGAGAUGAAGAAGGUCCAGGGAGAAAAAGAUAGCUGUUUGAGACUGGCUGCAUCUGCCAACAGUACCUUGUCUGUGAACCACUGCAAUAUGAACAUCAGUAGUGUGGCAAUACCAAUAAAUAAAAAUGAAAAAAUGCUCCGGUCACCUGUCUCACCCCUCUCUGAUGUAUCCAAACACAAAUAUUCCAGCGAGGACUUAACUUCUUCCAGUCGACCUCAUGGCAACAGUGUCUUCACUUCUGCCUCUUCCAACAAAAAGCCUAAGGCUGACAGCCAUGCCGGAGACCUUACGAAAGCUGCUCACAAUUCUGAAAAUGGUCUCCACAGUAAGUCACGGCCACAAACAGAGCCAUGGUCUCCAGGUUCCAAUGGCCACAAAGACUGCAAGAGACAGAAACUGGUCUUCGAUGACAUGCCGCGCAGUGCAGAUUAUUUUAUGCAGGAAGCUAAACGGAUGAAGCAUAAAGCGGAUGCAAUGGUGGAAAAGUUUGGGAAGGCGUUGAACUAUGCUGAAGCCGCCCUGUCGUUUAUUGAGUGUGGAAAUGCAAUGGAACAAGGCCCCAUGGAAUCCAAGUCUCCUUAUACCAUGUACUCAGAAACAGUGGAGCUCAUCAGGUAUGCUAUGAGACUGAAAACUCACUCAGGCCCCAAUGCCACUCCUGAGGACAAACAACUAGCUGCAUUGUGUUACCGAUGUCUGGCUCUCCUCUACUGGCGGAUGUUUCGACUCAAAAGGGACCAUGCUGUGAAGUAUUCAAAAGCACUUAUUGACUAUUUUAAGAAUUCAUCAAAAGCCUCCCAAGCCCCAUCUCCAUGGGGUGCCAGUGGAAAGAGCACUGGAACCCCAUCCCCCAUGUCUCCCAACCCCUCUCCCACCAGCUCCGUGGGGUCUCAGGGCAGCCUCUCCAGCAGCAAUGCCCUGUCCCCGUCGACCAUCGUUAGCAUCCCCCACCGCAUUCACCAGAUGGCUGCCAAUCACGUCAGCAUCACCAACAGCAUCCUCCACAGCUAUGACUACUGGGAGAUGGCUGACAACCUGGCCAAGGAGAACAGAGAAUUCUUCAAUGACCUGGAUUUGCUCAUGGGACCGGUCACCCUGCACAGCAGCAUGGAGCACCUGGUGCAGUACUCCCAGCAGGGUCUGCACUGGCUGAGGAAUAGCACCCACUUGUCCUAGGCACCUCGUCCUCCAGCCAGGUGCUCAGUCCUGUCCAUGGAUGGCUCACUAUCUCGGGACACUGUGCUAUUGAAAUUGCCAGCCACAGCAUUUAUCAAACUGCAGUGAAUGUGUCCUCCACAUCAAAACAAUGGUCUUUUUCCAGGGCAUGUGUGUUUGUACAUGUGGGUGUAAUGAGAAGCUGCCUGUGUAUGUGUGUAAGAUACACAGCUCUUCCGAACACGUUCUCCUUAGCUAGUUUCCAUCAUGCCAGGCUAGACAUGAGCAGAGGUCCCUGGUGAGAGGAAAGACCCACAUUACAUGCACACUCAUGUUCACACUCUUUCUUCCUUUUCCAAUGCUGAAUCAUGACGUCUUAGAAAGUCCAACCAAAAUCUCAUGGGUUAGUUAACCAGGUGCAGUGCAGCACACAGAAAACUUAACUGCCAGUUAAGUUGAAACCUAGCUCUUACCUUAUUGAUUACUUUCAGUAUUAAUAUACUCUUUCCCAAUUAUUUUUUAUCAGUGUGUAUUAAUGGGUAAUUGAGUAAUGAAAACAAGUCAGUUAUUUUUGUGCCAGAUGUUUACUAGAUUGCAUGUAACCAAAUACCUAGCCCAUCCUCCAAUACCUUCUUCCCAUCCAGCAUUAUUCUCCGCUAAACACAUUAUAAGCAAGUGCACCAAUUCCCACAAGCCUUCUUACCCUUGCCCAAAUAAUAUGAAAAUGGCACCACCAUCUGGUCAAUUUAACCCACAUGAAAGCAACAAUGACUAUUGGGAGCUCAGUUCAAAGUUGAAAUCUACACCUGUGACAAGCCUUCCAGGCACAUUCAUUUCCUCCUCCUGCCACUGUGACUGUGGCUGGAGAGCCACGUGGCCUUUACCGCAGUGUGUUCCAAGUCUUUUCUUUCCAUGGUAGCUUUCUUGCCACUUUUCUUGGGCCAAUAAGGACAUUGUCUAGAAUGUCCAUUGCUAGUGGUCUACCUGUUGCUUCUCAGGCUGAGAGCUCUUGGCCAUCCUAAUGCUGUCUGAUCUUCACAUUCCUGUAGAAUGUACUACAGGCCUUUGAUUCAUUUUGAUUUGGAGAUAUUUUUCAGGCUUUCAUUAAUAAGCUGCUGAUAGUGCAAGGGAAAUUGUUCCUGCAAUUUUUGUGAUUCUGUUUAGAGAAGCAGCAACCAGAGCACCCUGUGCUUAGACCUUGGGUCCCUGGUAUGCGUCUGUUUGCAUCUUGCCCUUGCCUCUUUCCUUUUUUCCUUUCCAUUCUUUUCCUUUCCCUUUCUUUGCUUUCUUCCCUUUUGAAUUACGUUUACAUUUUAGUUUUUUUAACAUCUCGUUUACAGUUUUUGUCUCAUUUAUUUGUUUUAUAAUGUUUUGUCAUACCCUAGAUUUAGUUUUCUUGUUAAAUGUAUUUGGAUAAAAAAUAUUGGUAAGAAGGAAACAACUCCUGCAAAAAGAGGGUGCGCCAUACCACACUUUAAAACUAAAACUAACAUCCUUGAGUUACUUGACAGGAUUGUAGCAGGUCAGUGUGAAAAGACAGGUAACACAAUCUCUGGGACAAUGUACUGUUCAAGGUGGUAGAGACACAAAGUGUGUGUGAUCCCUGCUGGUAGAGCUCACUACAUCCUUAUGUUUGGAUACAAUGUUCACAUUUUUGUCAGCCUGGUCUGUAGAUGGCAAAUAAGAUGACUGGGAUUCCUCUGCUCUAAGUACGGAUUCAAAACUGUGCAGAUGAUAGAGCAAUUGGUGAUUUGAGAUUAAUUGACAAUGAGCGAAUGAAAGCUUUGUGAAAUUCUCAUUUGGCUUUGACCUUAAUGCACGUGAGAAUAUUAACAGUACAAGUUGAGUGAUCCUUAUCCAAAAUACUUGGGACCAGAAUUGGUUUUAGAUGUCAGAUUUGUUUCUGAGUUUGGAACAUUCACAUUAAUAAAGAGUUAUCUUGGGGAUGGGUCUCUAAUGGAAAUCAGUUAUGUUGUAUAUGCUCCUAGGCACAUGACCAGGAAGUAAUUUUAUAUGCUGUUUCUGCAUUGUAGCUGAGACUCAUCACAUGAGGUCAGGAGUGAAACUUACCACUUAGGACAUCAUAUUGAUGUCCAGAAUGUUCUAGAUUCUGGAGCAUUUGGGAUUUGGGAAUUUUAGGGAUACUCAGUCUACAUUUCCAUUUAUACAAGUGAGGCUCUUUUCAUCUCCCUUAGUUAGCUAAGUUCAGGAUCCAUCUUACAUUGGAAAUUGGAAUCUACUUAAGAAACUUGGAAUCAGGUAUGUACAGCAGAACUGAGACUUUGUUCUACUUACCCUUGUUGGAAUUCUCACCUAAACAGUUGGCCCUAGGUGUCUGCCACGCAUCCCUGGAGAGGUUUUCUGGUCUUGUCUGUCCUUAAAGUGUCAGACUUUAUUGUGGCAUCCAUGUUAGCCUGCCUAAGAAGCCCCAUAUAAGGCUGAAGACCUGCGCUUCCAACAGAACUACAAACUGGUCCUUUCAGGGGAUGGUCAGAGCAUGGGAUCCUACCCAUGUUUCUCACUUCAUCUGUAGAACAUGAUGGGCUGCACUUUUUGAUGAGUUUGGCAUAAUCUGUUUGGAUCCAGAACCGUCUCCUGAAUAUGGCUUGUGAAAGUCAGUCAUAUCUCAUCCCUUUUCAUCAGUUGGGUACCAAGUUGAAACUUUUUUGGUGUGUUUUCUGAUUAUAAAACUGAUAGCUCUUUAUGGUUAAAAAUUCAAACAAGGCAGAAAGUCUAAGACUUUGAUUGUCUCAGUCAGCUGAAACAGCCAUAGCACACAUUUGAUAUAUAUCCUUCCAGAAACAUCACAUUUUCACAUACAGUGCUCAUUUGGACUUCUCAGGAUGCGUUCUUGCCUGAGGAGUUGAACCAAGUUCAGCUGACCUGGUGUGCUAUAACUUGACAAAAGAAUGCUAUCCUGUCACAUGCUCCGAUUUUUUUGUGAAAGAGAGCAGCCCAAGUAGAUCAGAUGUUGACAUCAGGCACCACUCUCCACACAGAUCAGAUGCAUGUGCAAAACUGUGCUGAGAAAUAGAGAGAGAGAGAGAGAGAGGUUUGUUUAAAAAAAGAAAAAAAGCUUCUGAAAACUUUCACGUUGCAAAUGGAUGAUGCUUGGACCUACUAUCUAAAGAGGAAUGUACCAGAAAAAUAAUCUGAAAGAGCUGAAAAACUUACAUACUAGGCUGAACACACAGAAUGCAAUGCAGGGAGACUUUCUGCACUAAAACCAAUUCUAGUAUUCCAACAACGAUGUUCUGGCGCCCAUACAUAAUAUACACAGUUUGUAUAAAUGCAUUCAUUUAAAAAUAUAUAUGUACAAUACAGCUAACAUGGAACUGUAGUAUGCCUGACAGAUAUUACUAGUGCCUAAUAUUGAGUAUAUGUCACUGCGUGUUCAUGUCACCUUGGAAGUGCAGUCAUUGUUACAAAACGAAUCAGUGCAGCAACAUUAUUUAUGAACCACACCUUUGAAACUGUGCAGUAGCAUAUACAUAUAUAUUUUUAAAUAACAUUUUUCACAGUUUUCCAGAGUUGCUGUUGAAAUCUGUAUCACCAAAAAAAAAAAAAAAGCAAGAUUUUUUUAAUGAUGUAGACGCUCUUCAGACCCAGUAACCUGCGUGUGAUUUCCUGUUUGUAGAUACCCAAGAGACUUCAGCAGUCACCGGCCUUAAUGCAUGUACAGGAUAUUAUUGUGACUUAAUUUAUCUGCAGUUUUUAAUCCAUGUGAAAUUGGAAUUUAUAAAUGGACUUGGAUUAAAUAUGUCUGCCUUUCUAAGGUUGCAAAUGUUACAUUAAAUGAUUUAUGUUGUACAUGAGAGAAAUUGAGUUGUAUGUUUAAGAAAAAUUGUCCACCAAUUCUGUGACUAUUUUACAAGGAAACUUGAGAAUUUAAAUAGGCUCACAUCAGCAUUUGUUUUCCAGCUAUCUUUAUCUAUUUGUUUU